UAAAGUUCUUCGAUGCCGUUUAUAUUUCACUGCUUAUUGAGUGUGCGUUCUUAAGCGUGGAUGUCUUGAUAACCCAAAUUAGCAGCAGCCAACCAAAGCUCUGCAAGCAGUUGCCCCGCAUAUGGCCCCAAAGCUUUGCACUAGAUGCCAAACGGCAAAGGCUGCUCUUAAGCGACCAAAGACACAAGAGCAGGUAUGCCGAGAAUGCUUCUUUACAGCUUUCGAGGAGGAGGUACAUCAGACGAUCGUCCAGAAUAAGCUCUUCAAGCAUGGCGAGCGAGUAGCCAUCGCAGCAUCUGGCGGCAAGGAUUCCACGGUGUUGGCGCAUAUCAUGACCACACUGAACGCGCGCCACGGGUACGGUCUGGACCUGUUCUUGCUCUCCAUCGAUGAGGGCAUCACGGGCUACCGUGAUGACUCGCUGGAGACCGUUAAACGCAACGAACAGCAGUACGGCAUUCCGUUGACCGUUGUGUCGUACAAGCAGUUGUACGGCUGGACAAUGGACGAGAUCGUGGCUCAGAUUGGCACCAAGAACAACUGCACCUUCUGCGGGGUGUUCCGGCGGCAGGCUCUGGACCGCGGUGCGGUGCUGUGCGCCGCCAACAAGAUCGCCACGGGGCACAACGCGGACGAUGUGGCGGAGACGGUGCUGCUCAACAUCCUGCGGGGGGAUGUGCCCAGGCUGGGUCGCUGCGCCAGCAUCAUCACGGGUGAGGACAGCCCCCUGCCCCGCGUGAAGCCCUUCAAGUACGCGUACGAGAAGGAAAUCGUGCUGUACGCCUACUACAAGAAGCUCGACUACUUCUCAACGGAGUGCAUCUACGCACCCUUCGCGGCGCGCGGCUUUGCGCGGGAGUUCAUCAAGGAUCUGGAGGCUGCUCGCCCGCUGGCCAUCAUCGACGUCAUCCGCUCCGCCGAGGACUUCACCUUCGGACCCCUCGCGCCACCCGCACCCGCUGGCACUGCGCAGCAGCCCUCCCAGCCCUCCCAGCCCC
Molecule: messenger RNA, 998 nt
Organism: Astrephomene gubernaculifera
Lineage: Eukaryota; Viridiplantae; Chlorophyta; Chlorophyceae; Chlamydomonadales; Astrephomenaceae
Source: the annotation of a GenBank genome assembly